AUGCAGGCUGAGGAGCUCAAGGAGCUACAUGGAGAUCCUUGUAACUUGGAAAGUGCUUACGUGUCUGAUCAGAGCGGUCACCUUCAAGAACAUGGGCUGUUUGUCAAAGUCAGUCAGUGUCUGGCCAACCAGGCUCAGCGUGCAAUCGACGGUAAUCCCAUCGCCAAAUCUGGUACCCAAUAUGAUCUUGAAUUAAUGCAACUCUUUGUUGCACUUCGAGGGUAUGAAAAAAAGAUUAAAGCUCAGCGCUCAAUACAGCCUCAUUGGCCAGGUCAUACCAACGAUUUGCAAGCGCCGACUACGUUGAAAGGCAAGUUGACACACUGCACGCUAUUUGGGUCACAUAUUUUGGGUGGCAUGAAGUCGCUCAGCAAGUAUGAGGUAUCUGAGCGCGAUGAUAUUGACUGGAUCAUUCGUGAAGUGGUCGACGAGUCAGCACUUGCCUCCGGAGCCCGGGUACUGGUAGGCAAGGUGCCUACAUUUGAAGGUACAGGACCCCCCGCGACCGACCCAGAAGCCAGCCACAUCGAGAAGAACUGCCGCAAUGGGGAGGAGAAUGGUGUUUGCGUCCUCACUGUUGGAAAUCACUUGAUUGCUUCAUCGAUUCUUAUUUCAUUGCAGAAGUGGCCGGGGAAUCGUAUGAUCGAGAAGGACAUUAUCAACACCAACAAGCAGGAUGAGGGAGCUGCUAUCCGCCUUCAUCAUUCAAACGUGCUGCUUGCAUGCACCACUGCUGCAGAUGGUGCUGCCGAACCCACUGUCCUUGAAGAGAUAUGGUACUUUGACUCAUACAAGUGUUCAAAGGAUGACGAGCACGGCCAUAUCUCUCCGGUCUCUCGAAUUUUCUUAUCACUUCAGACGUUCUGGUUCAUCGACGCCAGCUGUGAUGCUUUCAUUAAACUCCUGAUCACUCAUCGAGAACACUACCCUCACGUUCCCUUCCUCCCAUGGCAGCACGGUUUCCUCCCACUCGAAAAGCUCUUUGGAAUCGCACGGCAACUCAUGCCCAACUUCAGUUACGUUGAGUUUCUCAACAUUCUUCGCCAAAUCGAGAUACGCCAACAGUCGCUACUCCACCUGGCCCAAAACGGCGUGCACAAACACCGCGGGAAGAUGCAGGGAUAUGUACAUGACAUUACCCUCGAAAACCUCACAUCAGACGAUCUCAAGCGGUUUUGUGAAUGGCCCACGAAUGCCGAAAUCUGCGAGCUUGUAGAUAUGACCUGGGAAGAAGUGAUCGCACUUCUCACCGAUAUUGGGGGGAUGUCGCCGGACGCAUUGCCAUAUCUACACAAAAUCGGCACUGCUGUUCCUUUGCGAACCAGAGGUUCCACAUUGGUGGGACAGAAGCGACCGCAUGCCCUCACCGUUGACGAGGCCUCACCCAAGCAGUAUGCGCACGAUGUGCACCAACUUGCGCCCCUACCCGUUUCCAGUACUGAUUUCGAGAGCAAGGAAGAACAGCUACGCUCUCAAAAAACAAUAACACGACCUACCUUCGUCAAUCUCCUCAACAUUGCUUCUCCAUCUGGACGUUUGGGUGCGUCUCUGGAUCGCAGUCUCAUUGUAACCAGUGGAAAGGUUGACAUUGCUGCCGUGUUUGGGCUGCGCUCCCGACACGACCGCGUUUCUGGUACCCUCUCCGAGCAAACAAUCCAGCUUAAUCCAAGAUACGACUACUACACUCCAAAGUCUUUGGCGGCAACUAAUCUUCAGCUACACGAGGCAUCUGUUGGUAUAUCUGGGGAAGAUACGAUCAGUGGAGACGAAUAA
Molecule: messenger RNA, 1773 nt
Organism: Coniophora puteana RWD-64-598 SS2
Lineage: Eukaryota; Fungi; Basidiomycota; Agaricomycetes; Boletales; Coniophoraceae
Exons: 7
Coding region: 1-1773 (590 amino acids)
Source: RefSeq, a predicted model, not a curated record